AUAAUUCAGAUGAAAGUUUAAAAGAAUUUUUAAAUGAAUUGAAAAUUAUUAAAUACGCCGAAAUUAUUAAGAUAUAUGGAUUUACAAAAAAUCCAAAUACUUUGAAUUAUAUGUUAAUGAUGAAAUAUAAUAGUGAAGGUAACUUAAGAGAAUGUUUAAUAGAAGUAACAAAAAAUUGGGAAAAAAGAAUAUUUUAUUUACAUGAAAUUAUUAAAGGUCUUAAUAAGAUUCAUGAAGAAGGUCUUAUUCAUUAUAACUUUCAUGAUGGUAAUAUUUUGUGUCACAAAUAUGAAGAAAAAAAUACAUAUGGAGUCUUUAUUAGUGAUUAUAUAGGAUUACAUUAUCUUACAGAAUCUUUUUUAAAAGAAAAUGAUAUUUAUGGUAUUAUACCAUUUAUGGCACCUGAAAUUUUAAGAGGUCAACCUUAUACUCAAGCUAGUGAUAUAUAUAAUUUUUCUAUGGUUAUGUGGGAAUUUAUAUCUGGAAUUCCACCAUUUAAUGAUAAAGCACAUGAUUUUCAACUUGCUUUAAGUAUUUGUAAAGGUGAACGUCCUGAAAUUAUUGAAAAUACUCCACAAUGUUAUAUAGAUUUGAUGAAAAAAUGUUGGGAUGAAGAUCCAUUAAAAAGGCCAUCUUCUAAAGAAAUUUUA
Rhizophagus irregularis DAOM 181602=DAOM 197198 is the source of this 650-nucleotide messenger RNA. The record is from RefSeq and is a predicted model, not a curated record. NCBI's taxonomy places the organism in Eukaryota, Fungi, Glomeromycota, Glomeromycetes, Glomerales, Glomeraceae.